AUGACAUCAAUGACAGGACUUCCAUCUAUUGGGGCAUUUACAUGGGUACUUUCAUUAGCAGCGGUUGUUUUCAAACCCAUAGGGAAACUUUCUAUCGGUGACAUGUUGCUGCUUGUUCUAAUGAAGUUGCGUCUGAACUUAACAAACACUGACCUGGCCAUGCGCUUUAAUAUAAGUCCCACAAAUGCGUCCAGAAUACUGUGUCAUUGUUUACCUAGACUUGCAAAGUGCCUGAAAUUUCUGCUAGUGUGGCCAUGCAAGGGUAAAAUAUUGAAAAACAUGCCAAGAUCCUUUAAGAAGAACUAUAAGAAGUGUCGCGUUAUAAUAGAUUGCAGUGAAAUAUUCAUUCAAAGACCAACAAAUCUGGAUACCCGUGCUAAAACUUGGUCUUCAUAUAAACAUCAUAAUACCAUGAAAUUUCUCAUUGGCAUUACACCCUAUGGUGCUGUUAGUUUUUUGUCAAAGUGCUGGGGUGGUAGAAUAUCAGACAAGGAGAUAACUGAACGGUCAGGGUUUUAUGAUAAUCUUGAACACGGAGACCUUGUUUUGGCCGAUAGGGGCUUUCUGAUAUCAGAUGAACUUGCUGUCAGGGGUGCAUCACUCGCAAUACCGCCAUUUGCUAUGGGUAAAGUGCAGUUCUCACAAAAAGAGAUAGAAUGUGGACGUAGACUUUCAAAGGCAAGAAUACACGUGGAGCGGGCAAUUGAACCUGUUAAGAGAUUCCAAAUUCUAAAGCAUGUUAUGCCGCUUUCUAUGUUCCGACAUGCAGAUUCAAUCUUAACUAUCUGUGCUGCAUUGACAAACUUAAUGCCCAAAUUGGUAAAAUAA
Messenger RNA from Ruditapes philippinarum (Manila clam), 828 nucleotides. RefSeq lists its product as uncharacterized. The coding region runs from base 1 to 828 and encodes 275 amino acids. The record is from RefSeq and is a predicted model, not a curated record. NCBI's taxonomy places the organism in Eukaryota, Metazoa, Mollusca, Bivalvia, Venerida, Veneridae. The transcript has a single exon.